GGGCUUCACGGUUCCAUGGCUUGGCUGGGGAACGCCGGUGCCAGCACGCAUGGUGCAGGAUUGGCCCCCAGAGAGACACCACGCUCGGUGGUGGUGCAGCGGCUGCGAGUCCAUCUCCUGCCAGCCUUGCUCUGCUUGCAGGAGCCGUGCCGUGCCGUGCCGUGCCAGGCUGCCUGCUCUGGCCAGCUGCGUGCUGCCCGCUCCAUCCCUGCUCCUGCAGUGCUGGUGCAGGUGGCUGCGGGGUCUGUGCGCAUCCCCGGAGCUGGCUCGCGCUGGCUGGAGCCGUCUGAGGCUGGGAUGUUCAUGACUGGGAAGGGACUGGUCAUCUACCCGGAGAUCGGGGACAAACUGGACAUUAUCUGCCCCAAGGCGGAGCCGUCCAAGCCUUACGAGUACUACAAGCUGUACCUGGUGAAGAAGGACCAGGCAGAUGCCUGCAGCACCGUCAUGGACCCCAACGUGCUGGUGACGUGCAACCGGCCCGAGCAGGAGAUCCGCUUCACCAUCAAGUUCCAGGAGUUCAGCCCCAACUACAUGGGCCUGGAGUUCAAGCGGCAGCAGGAUUACUUCAUCACAUCCACCUCUAACGGCACGCUGGAUGGCCUGGAGAACCGAGAGGGGGGGGUCUGCCAGACGCGCUCCAUGAAGAUCGUCAUGAAAGUGGGGCAGGAUCCGAACGCGGUCAUCCCCGAGCAGCUGACGACGAGUCGGCCCAGCAAGGAGUCCGACAACACGGUGAAAAUCGUCACGCAGAGCCCGCGCCACAAGGUCCCCGCGGUGGAGGAGCCCGGCAAGCCAGGCUCGGUCAACCAAAAUGGCCAGGAAACCCAAGGUCCCAGCGACGGGUUCUUGAGCUCCAAGGUCGCCGUUUUUGCGGCGAUCGGCGCCGGCUGCGUCAUCUUCAUCCUCAUCAUCAUCUUCCUCGUCGUCCUCCUGAUCAAGAUCCGCAAGCGGCACCGGAAGCACACGCAGCAGCGGGCCGCAGCCUUGUCACUCAGCACCUUGGCCAGCCCCAAAUGCAGCGGGAACGCGGGCUCGGAGCCCAGCGACAUCAUCAUCCCCUUACGGACUACAGAGAACAACUACUGCCCGCACUACGAGAAGGUGAGCGGGGACUACGGGCACCCCGUCUACAUCGUCCAGGAGAUGCCCCCGCAGAGCCCAGCCAACAUUUACUACAAGGUGUGAGGAGCAGCCUGGGCACGCCGCCAUGCAGGGGAGCGCCGAGCGGCCGCCGGGUCCGGCUCCGGGGGAGGCAGCGACCCCGGCCCCGCGGCACGGCGCGGGGAGCGCAGGGGGCUGGCGCCCGGCAGCGCGCCGCUCGCUCGCGCGCCGCCUCUCCCCCUUUGUAUUUAGUUUUGUAGUUCUCAGCUUUUGUAAUCCCAGGACUUCGAGGGUGAGCCGCCAGCGUCCUCCUCUCCUGCUCCAGACUGCGGCCGGCCGGGGCGCGGGCCAAGCGCCCGCCGUGGCGGGCACCCUGCCUUUCCGCGCCCGCUCGGACACCGCCGGCACCCCCGCAGACUCUGCCUCCCCUUUGACGUUUUUGGGAUUUCCCCUCGUCACCUCCACGUCCGUGUGUUAAGUGCCGUGCACCUGGUGCUGCAGCGGCCGCCGCUUCGGGCCCGGAGGGUCCCGGGAGCCCGGACGGACGCCGGGGCCGCGGAGAGGAGCUGGGGCCAACGAGGAGCGAGCGGCCUCGCGGGGAGGAGGAGGAUGCUUCGCCGAGGUGCCAAGAUGCAGAGAACUGCGGGGAGGAAGCUGGCAAACCCGAUUUACUACUACUACUAUUAUUAUUAUUAUAAUUAUUUUAAUUUUUUUGUAACAUUUUUAUUUUUGUGAAUCCCGGGCGGGACUCCGGCCCGCCGCCCGCCGCCUCCGGGCACACGCCGCCGCCUCCUUCCAGCACGCCGUCCCGCCGGCCGCGGGGCAGACCCGCCGUCGCCCGCCGCUGCCGUUUUAAACUUUUGUGUUCGUAGCUGUUGACUCUUGUUUUAGUCUCUUUAUAAAAAGAAAGAAAGAAAAAAAAUGAUAUAAAUGAUGUCUCAAGCAUUCAGCGCGUGAGAGUCCGAGCGCUCCUCCUGCCCUGCGAGGCUGCAGCCUCGGCGGCGAUCCCGGACCUCCCCAGGGCGCCCUCCCGCCCGGGGCUCCGCGGGGAGCAGGGGAAGCCUCUGCUGCUGCUUCCCGUCGGGCCGGGACUGCUGGAAGUGAAGCGUGGGGCAGCCUGGGGAGGAGGGAGGGCCGGGCUGGCUGCACGUCCCGUGUCACCCGUGUCACCGGUCCCGUCCUGCCGCUGGUGCUGGGGCGGUGCUGCAGUUGGCCGCCCCGGGGUGCAGCCCUGCGGAGCUUCUCCUUGGAAAGGAAACUGGAAAACGAUGGUGCUGGGCUCGGGGCCGGGGCGGUGGUGCCAGGAGGAAGCCAGCGUUUGGGAGCCGGUGCUCUUGGGUCUCCUUCACCAUCCACCCAGGCAGGUCUGCUCAACCCUCCUCCUCCUCCUCCUUCUACUUUUCCUUCUCUUUUUUCUCCUUCUCCUCCUCCUCCUCCUUCUCCUCCUCUUUUUUCUCCUCUCCUCCUCCUCCUCGUUGCCCCAUCCCCAUCAGCCCCCCACCUCUCAGCUGUACAGGAGGGUGUUGUGGUGCCGCAGCGCUCGGUGCUCCGCGGGGACCUGGAAGCCCCCGGGAGGCGUCCCGCAGGCCAGCGGCAGCGCGAGGCUGGGAGCUGAGCUGGAGGCUCUCCUCCGCCCUCCGUCUGUGCCAGGACCCCCUGGUGCCCCCCGGCGCCCUGCCUGUGGGCUCGACCUGAGCCCGGCACCCCCCUGGGUGAUGCUCCGGGUGCAGGGGCUCUCCCAGCCCCUGCAGCUCCUGCAGGGGGUCACCAGCCCGGCCGUGCUCUGCUAUGGUUUGCCUCAAACUGGGAGGGUUUGAGCCUUGGGCUCUUCUGGCAGGCUCGCUCCCGGCUUCCUCUGCCCGGGAGGACCUGCCGCCGCCGUAGCUGGUGCGCGGCGAGGUUGGAGGUGACAGCCCUGCCACCCUGCCUGUCCCAGCCCGGCGCUGGCGGCUGCGUGCUCCUUCCUCGCUUUCUUUUCCUUUCAGAAGUAGCUGCUUUUGCUCAGGGAGCAAGCGCGGGGCAGGAGGGGGCUGCUGCCGCCCGCCGCGGUGCGCCCCCCUGCCCGGCUUCUCCUCGCCUUGCCCCGGGCACGCGUCCAGCGCCAGCGGCCCCGGGUGCUGGGAAGUGCCCAAAGAGCGAGAGAGCUGCUCUGCAAAAGUGCCUUGAUGAGGAGAGGGCCGGGGGUGGCAGGAGGACGGGGCUGGGGCUCGGAGGGCCCCGGCGGGGACAGCCCCGCGGGGUCUGCCCUCGCUCGGGGCAGCUCGGGCAGGAGCGUGCUCGGCUCUGUGCCGCCUGUGGGCCUGAGCAGAGCGUUUGUUCAUGUUGCUUUAGUUUUAUUUUUAUUUUUGGAAAGGUGGGAGUUCGGGAUGGAGCAGCAAGGGCUGCCCCAGCUCCCCAUCCCCGCGGGGCACGGCUGCAGCCCCGGGGCAGUAACACAGUCCCUGCCUGUGGCAGAGGGGAGCUGGGAGCGGGGGCUGCCCUGCCCAGCCCUUCUCCCCUCUCCCCCCCCCCCAGCACCUUUCGGACCCCCUCCUCCCCUCCUCCAGCCCCUUGCCUUCCCUUCGGGGCGUCUAUGCAGAUGCUGCGCUGUGCCGGCGCUGCCAAAGGGGACGGGGUCUGCUCUCCAUCACUCUCCAUCACAGAAAAUUGUGUCUUAAAAAAAAAAAGAAACAACAAGAAUCCCCCCCAAAUUCCGACCUGGAGGUCCCCAGGGGAGCAGAGCCCAGCGGGCAGGAGCCGGGGUGGGUUCGGUGCAGGAGUUUCACCUGGCGAGGCUGGGGCAGCGGGGGGGCGGCAGGUUUUGGGUUGAUUUGCCGAGGGUCUGGCCACGCAGCGUGCCAAAAGCCAAGCGGCGAGUCCUUGUGGCUGGCCCUGCUGGCGCUCCGGGGUGGCCGCUGGCCCCGGGCAGCCCAGCUCCUUCUGCGGCGGGCAGCUGAAAAAAAAACCUUGUAAAUAUGUGCAGAAAGGGUGAAAUCUGAACUCUUGAUUUUUGCUGAGCACCUCGGUCUGCUGGGUCCUGAAACUGAGUGUCCCUUCUGUUCCUUUCAUUGGAAGCGUUGAAGUUUUUUUUUGUUGUUUUGUUUCGUUCUGUUUGUGUAAAUACUAGUCUUUUUUGGGAGAAAUAAUGUAAAGAUGUUUUGUAUAAACUCCGAAUUAUUUUCUGGUUGCUUUUUCUUAGAAAAACAAAUGAGAACUAAAAAAAGAAAAAAAAAAUUAACCACGAGAACGGGUGUAAAACAUUGUCAUACUGCGAUCAAACCCAGGAGCCGCGCCGCGGGCUCUGUGCUGGUGUGCGGGGGUCCCGGGGGCCGGUCCUGGGCUCGCCGCAGGAGCCCCCAGCCCCAAAACGCCCCUCGGGAGGGGAGGGCUGCAGGGUGCUGCUGUCCAGGGGCGCUCCCGGCCGCGCUGGGGCAGGACGGGGGCCGUACCCGCGGUAUAACGCAGGGUGUGCGGGCCCCAAGCAGAGAUGUCCGGCUCCCCCCGCUGCGCUGUGGGGCGGGCGCCCCUCUGCCCCUGGGCGCAGCUCCGGACCCCGCGGUGCUCGGGGGGAGCUGGACCCGGAGCGUGGAAAGCUCCUGGCGGGGUCCAGGUGGGGCUGCCAGGCACGGACCUGUUAACGCGAAGUAAACGCAAGCAGCAGCAAAUUGAUCUUUUAUUCAUUUAACAGAAAAAAAAAAAGAACACAAAGCAAAACCAAAACCUCAAGUCGUGUAACUCCAAGCAGCAGCUUGAGAUCUGCUUUUCCAGGCCUGUGGAGCUGCUGUGUGGCACAGCGCUGCUCCCCCUGCCCGGGUUUCCAGCUGCAGCCAGCAGCAGCCCGCUCUCUGCUUGGGGCCCCCCCGGCAGGCGGUGGCUCGAGGCGGCCGUCCCCGCUGCAGCCACCUCGGUGCCACUGUCACACCCCGCGCCUGGGCGCGCUCCGCGGUCCCCGAUGCCCCCAGCAGCCCGUGCAUUAAAUCCACAUUAUAUCAGCAGGGUACCGGGGGGCUGCGGCGGCCCCUGCAGCUCGGGGAGCCCCCAGCAGGGCCGUGCCCCCGCCGCCCCGCACACCAGCACCCCCGCGCCCGCUCCCACAUUUCAGCGCUGCCGCCACGCGCGCAUCCCUCGCCCGGCGCCACGCAAGAGGGGGCUCGGCUGGCGCAGCCCCGGGGGGCGCGGGGGCUUGGGGCUGCCGUGGCGUGGAGGUGCCCGGGACCCCCUGCCCCGGGGGCCGGUCCCCGGGGGGGGCCGCGUGGCGUGGGGCGAUGCCGGCAGCCCGGGGUCGGGGCUCAGCAUCCUGCGCCGCUCAGCGUCCGGCCCCGCCAGCCGCGCCGCCCCCAGCGCUGGGGGCUUUUGUUUCUUCUCGUCAUUGUUCCUCCUCCUUUCGGUUCCUUUCGCCUUCGCCCCAGCUCUCCCGCCCAGUAGCAUAUCAUCGCCAUCGGUAACCAGCUCUGUGGCAUCUGAACCCCAUGGAGCCGUGAUGGAACCUGAUAUAUUGUUAAAUAAAAGGUUUUUUUCCUAUGGAAA
This is a messenger RNA of Oxyura jamaicensis (ruddy duck), 5610 nucleotides long. It is a transcript of the gene EFNB1, whose product is annotated as ephrin B1. Gene Ontology annotation, molecular function: ephrin receptor binding. Bases 16 to 1188 code for a protein of 390 amino acids. The transcript has 5 exons. Gene Ontology annotation, biological process: axon guidance; ephrin receptor signaling pathway. The record is from RefSeq and is a predicted model, not a curated record. Lineage: Eukaryota; Metazoa; Chordata; Aves; Anseriformes; Anatidae. Gene Ontology annotation, cellular component: plasma membrane.